Striga asiatica is the source of this 1578-nucleotide messenger RNA. NCBI's taxonomy places the organism in Eukaryota, Viridiplantae, Streptophyta, Magnoliopsida, Lamiales, Orobanchaceae. The record is from the annotation of a GenBank genome assembly.
CAAUCAUGCCUUUGGGUUUGUAUAGUUACAGAUCCUUCCAGCGUUGAGCUUUGGCGUUUCUCUUCUCAGGCAGCUCUCAUUCGCGCGUUUAAUCCAUCCGAUCUGGUUCUUUCCUCACCGUAAUUUGAUAAUUGAUCAAUCAGAAAUUUUGGCUACAAUGGCGACUCGUUACUGGGUGGCAUCCCUCCCCGUCGGCCAGGGUUCAUCUUCGUCCUCUUUAUGGAGCCGCCUUCAAGAAUCCAUCUCCAAACAAGCCUUUGACACCUCUCUUUACAGAUUCAACAUUCCAAAUCUGCGUGUUGGGACGUUGGAUUCGUUGUUGGCUUUAAGUGAUGAUCUUCUGAAGGCAAACAACUUUAUUGAAGGAGUGUCACACAAAAUCCGAAGACAGAUUGAGGAAUUGGAGAGGGUCUCAAGGGUCGUGAGUAGCUCUCUUACUGUCGAUGGGGUUCCUGUUGACUCUUACCUCACGAGGUUUGUAUGGGAUGAGGCCAAGUAUCCAACAAUGUCACCAUUGAAGGAGAUUGUGGAUGGUAUUCAUGUUCAGAUCGCAAAAGUUGAGGAUGAUCUCAAGGUUCGUAUUGCUGACUUAGCUGUUCGUGACCUUUCCAAUUUGGUGAAGCCACAAGACAUCAUUAGUUCAGAACACUUAACAACCCUCCUUGCUAUUGUUCCAAAGUACUCCCAAAAAGAUUGGUUAUCAAGCUACGAGACACUGACAACUUAUGUGGUCCCAAGAUCCUCCAAGAAGCUCCACGAGGACAAUGAAUAUGCUCUGUAUUCCGUAACAUUAUUUAGCCGUGAUGCUGACAAUUUCAGAACUAAGGCACGCGAAAGGAAUUUUCAAAUUCGUGAUUUUGAAUAUAACUCAGAAACACAAGAAAGUCGGAAGCAGGAGAUUGAAAAGCUGGCGACAGACCAGGAAUCAUUGAGAAGCUCUUUGUUGCAAUGGUGCUAUGUCAGUUAUGGCGAGGUUUUUAGCUCAUGGAUGCACUUUUGUGCUGUACGUGUUUUUAGUGAAAGCAUUCUGCGCUAUGGUCUGCCCCCUUCAUUUCUGUCUGUUGUAUUGUCACCGUCAUUGAAAAGUGAGAAGAAAGUCCGUUCAAUUCUGGAGGGACUCUCCAGCAGCUCAAGCAGCACAUACUGGAAAACCGAGGACGAUGGAGGCAUUGUUGGUGGCUUUGCAGGCGAUGCAGAUUCUCAUCCUUAUGUCUCCUUCACCAUCAAUCUUAUUUAAAUCUGAGGCACUGAUAUUCUUUAUCCAUUUCACAUUAUUUAUCACGGUCUUCGAAAAUAAAGUGCAAAUACUACACUUGUAUCGUACAAGUAAAUUUAUCUGAUUCAUUUCUUCUUUCAGAGGUUCAUAUUAUCGUCUCGUAACAGAGUUGUAUCGAAUUUCUUGAUUGAAUUGAGUUGGUGAGAUUUUGUAUCGAAAUAAACUCUCUUUUACAAUUAUAAACAUGACGGUUACCGAUUAGCCUAGCAAACAUGAUAGUGUUCCUUUAAAGGUUGGUUUUACAACUAAUCUUCGCUUUAGAUUCUGACCACCCGACGAGGAAUGCACAUCGACAUGAAAAG